Molecule: messenger RNA, 1385 nt
Organism: Raphanus sativus (radish)
Lineage: Eukaryota; Viridiplantae; Streptophyta; Magnoliopsida; Brassicales; Brassicaceae
Product: KH domain-containing protein At2g38610
Exons: 7
Coding region: 110-979 (289 amino acids)
Biological process (GO): regulation of mRNA splicing, via spliceosome
Cellular component (GO): nucleus
Molecular function (GO): mRNA binding
Source: RefSeq, a predicted model, not a curated record
AAUUCACAUUUGGUGUCUCUCUCUCUCUCUCUCUGACUCUCUCUCUCUACUUUCUCGCUCUUGUAUUGUGUACGCUUCUAGAGAAAGAGGAAGAGGAAGAAGAAGACUCAUGUCUGGAUUAUACAACAACAACUCCUCUUACUUCUCUCCUGCUAGAGCUGCUUCUCCUCAGAUCAGAAGCACUCCUGAGAUCGACAGUUCUCAGUACUUGUCGGAGCUUCUCGCCGAACAUCAAAAGCUUACACCUUUUAUGCAAGUCUUGCCCAUAUGCAGCCGCCUUUUGAAUCAAGAGAUGUUCAGGGUAUCUGGAAUGAUGCCUAACCAAGGAGGAUUUGGCGAUUUUGAUAGACUCAGACACAGAAGUCCCAGUCCUAUGGCUUCUUCUAACCUUAUGUCUAAUGUCUCUAACUCCGGUUUAGGUGGUUGGAACGGAGGUCUCUCUCAGGAGAGACUUAGUGGAACACCUGGAAUGACAAUGGAUUGGCAAGGUGCACCUGGAAGUCCAAGCUCAUACACUGUGAAAAGGAUAUUGCGUCUGGAGAUUCCUGUUGAUAGCUAUCCUAAUUUCAAUUUUGUUGGACGGCUUCUUGGUCCAAGAGGCAACUCAUUAAAACGUGUUGAAGCUACCACUGGCUGCCGUGUGUUCAUCAGAGGGAAAGGUUCAAUCAAGGAUCCUGAAAAGGAAGAUAAGCUAAGGGGAAGACCAGGAUAUGAACAUCUAAAUGAGCAGCUUCACAUCUUAAUAGAAGCAGAUCUUCCAGCUAGUAUCGUGGAGAUACGUCUGAGACAAGCUCAAGAAAUCAUUGAAGAGUUACUAAAACCUGUGGAUGAGUCACAAGAUUUCAUAAAGAGACAGCAGCUGAGGGAGCUAGCGUUGCUAAACUCGAACAACCUGAGGGAAGAGAGUCCAGGACCAAGCGGCGGUGGAAGCGUUUCACCUUUCAAUUCAAGCGGUAAACGCCCUAAAACAGGAUGCUAAAAGGAGAGUUUUGUUGUCUCUCUCAGUCAAGGAGCGUUUUUAAAAUGGUACAUGUCUGCAUACACAAAACACUCAUGUGUAUAUUUGGUUCUCUGGCCAUUUGUGGCUGCAGUGGUGGUGGUCAAGUUAAGGCCUCCCUGGUCUCUCUCCGGUGAGCGACCCUGUGGCUUUCCUUUCUUUUUCUUUUAUUUAUUUUUUGUUUUAUUCGUCUUUAUAAGACAGAUUCUUUACAGAACAUUAAAAAAAAAAAGAUUCAGAAAAAGAGAUAUUAAGGAAAAAAAUGUUGAGAUAUAUAAAUAUGUAUGUAGGAAAAAAUGUGGCUGGGAAAGGGAGUGUAUUGAAAUUCUUAUUGUAAAAACAAAAACAAAAAAAAAACACAUUUAUUGGAUUGAUUCUUAUCGUUUGA